Molecule: messenger RNA, 2941 nt
Organism: Bombus pyrosoma
Lineage: Eukaryota; Metazoa; Arthropoda; Insecta; Hymenoptera; Apidae
Product: D-beta-hydroxybutyrate dehydrogenase, mitochondrial
Exons: 6
Coding region: 1779-2741 (320 amino acids)
Source: RefSeq, a predicted model, not a curated record
AGUUUAAUUUAACUUUAUAAGACAAUGAACAUCAUUAGUAUGAAUUCCACGCAUGAACUUAUUCGAUAAAUUAAUAUUCGGUCGCCGUACGAAACGAAUAUUUUCUGACUGCGUACAGCAUUGUCACACGAUGACACAGUGCUGAAAGGGGUUAAUCGUGACUGAAAUUUAUACGAUGAUUGUACUAUUUCGUUUAGGAUUUGUAAUUGCUCUAUAAAAUUCAUUGUAGAUAAGAAAUAUCAAAUGUUUAUGGACGACAAAGAUAAUCAUCAUCAGAUACGUACUUGUUCAAAUUUCAUUGGCAUGGAUGGCAUCGAAAGUGCAUGCGAUAAAAUAAGAUACUUUAUUAACAACAAUGCCAUUUACUGCACCAACCCCUCGAAUAGUAAUUGUUAUCUUCGUGAAAUCAAUAAUAAACUCUCUAAUACUCUGUUAAUUCCAUAAUUUAGAUCUUCCAUUAUUAUAUUUCCGUUGUUGCUUCAUCAUUUAUCGUAUUAUGAUUUGCAAAUACCUCAUAAUUUGCAAAAAGAACGAGGUCAAAGGAAAAUUAAUCGAUCAAGUAGUAUGUAGGUCAUUGCGGACCAGAAUUUUGUAGAGGGCUUGACGGAAGAUAUGACGAUAGAUUAACUGAAUGAAAUGAAAAACACGUUCCGCAACUCGUAGUCGUUAGUGCUUCUUCGAAUAAUGUAUUUGGUGGCUUCUAUAAAUUUAGAAAUAAUUGAUAUCUUUUUUCAAGAGGACGUCUCAGAGAUGUUUAAAGCUGCUAACACGUUGAGGAAUGUUGCAAGAAAUGCACAUAUUAAGAAUGAUUAAAGAAAAAAGUAUUAUUUCGCUAUAAAAGAGAUCAAGAUAUUAAGCGAAUCUUUUUUUGUCGAUGCUGCAUAUUACGCCUACCUAGUGAGUUUCUCUGAUCCACGUAAUUUCAAAUCCUACCGACGCGACAUUCUCAUUAAGCCACCAGUAAGCCAUCAUUUUUUCCCCACAAAAUUGAUUACGUGACCAUGUCUUCAGAAAUCCUGUCGCCACAUUCUAUUUUAUUUUGUGCGGGGAAAACGAGUAAAAGACGAUCCACCAUAUCUGCGUGGCAAUAAAAGAGAAAAGUCGUAAACCUGCUUUACUUUAAGCAAAUUAAAAUGAAUUUUUUCCUAAAUCGCUGAAGUCCCUUGCCGUAAAUUUACGUAUUCCGUAUUUCAGCGUAACCGGAACAAGUGUUUUUACGUAAUAUAAAGAAAUUUCUCCGCGUUCGUCACUUUCCUUUACAGUGAAACACGAAGUUGACAUCACAUAAGUAAUAAUUCAGUCAUUCUCAAACUAAUUUGAAAAACUCGUGAUUUAUUUGAAGAAAAUUCGAGGCACGUUAAACAGCCCGUUCUUUAGAAAUUAACAUCGACGGAGGUGUAGGCAAUUGAAAGUCGAAGAGCAUUGAGGAGCGAUAGACACGGACACAUAAUUGUAGGCGCGGCGAAGAUGCUUCGACCGUGCCUUUUCCAUUUGUCGAGACAGCCAACGUCGAAGCAUCUUAUACCGUUCGUCCUCGUGGGCAUUCCAAGCGGGAAUUCUCGAAAGCCAGUUGUGCCGUAGAAACACGCGUCGGGGCCUGCCGCUCGCCGGUACUUUCGAGUGCUCGUAAAUCCGCUGUUUUCUCGCUUUGUGUUGUUUUCGAGUGUGCCGAAUUUUCUUGACAAGAGGCCAUCGAAUACCAAAGUGACGUGACUAAGUACGUGACCUCGACGUCCACAACUCUUCUGUCAAAUUCAAAUUGAAUAUUACCUGGCAGGAUGGAUGCUGAGACUGGGGCCAUUUUGGCCCUACAAAUAUUAGCUCUCUGUUCGAUAGCCGCUGCCCUGUUGGCCUACCUAAUGCGGCAAUCGAGGAACGCCACCGACGAGUACGAGACUCGUAACAAACUUCAUGUACUCGUGACCAGCUGCGAUACAUCCGUAGGCCUGCAGAUCGCCCUUGCACUUUACGAAGCUGGUUACAAGGUAUUUGCUGGUCUAUUGGAUCCUUCUGGAAAUUCGCCAUCAAUGAAAAUCGUAAGGGCGAUAGAACAACAGAAAGAAAGGGAGGAGGAUCCGACGAACACAGUUCAAGGGAACACACAAGAUCCGGAAAUACGUGCUCGCGGUCGAAUCGUACCGUUGGAGUUGGACUCAACGAGGGAGGACAGUUUACGCGCUUGUUUGGAUGCAGUUAGGGCGAAACUUCCGGCUGGCGAAGAUGGUCUCUGGGCAAUCGUGUACACUGGCGGUUUGGCCUUAUCAGGUGCCAUAGAGAGACAACCGAGUUCCGCGUGGGAAUCGAUGUUACGACAUAACUUAGUGGCGCCACUUAGGACGGCGAGAAUGUUCAUUCCUCUAUUGCGCGUAAAAAGAGGACGCAUCAUUCUCUUGGGCGAUUCCACGACAAGCUACGGUACCAAAAUUGGAACAGGACUGGUAGCGUACAGUGCGUCCAGAAAAGCCGUAGAAGGAGCUGCAGAAGCAUUAAAAAGCGAACUACAAUCCUCCGGGGUUGACGUCGUUCUCCUUAGACCGCCACCCGUGAAUCCUCUUAUACUUUACAAUUCACCUGUUCUCAAGACCUCCGACGUAGAGUCUGGAAUAAUAUCUUCCGAGGGAACAUGGACCGCGCCUGUAUCUACACAUGCCAUUCAAAACUCAUUAAUCCCUGCACUAACGUCACCUUGCCCACGUAUUUCUUACGACAUGGUUGUCAAGACGAGGCUCUUCUGUAGAUAAACCAAUUUUCAAUUAAUGGAUGUUAACGUAUACGCAAACUUUAAUUAGUAUUACGUGAAAUUAAGUAUCAGUCACUAAUACCUUGUAAGACUAAUGUUUGUUAUCUUAACAUCGGUAAAUUUUACACUAGAUUCACCUUAACCUUUUAAUUUUAAAUCAUCUUGUUAGAUGUAUCGAUGCGCGAGAGGCUUACAUUUUCA